AUGGUUUCCAAGAAAAGUAAAAGCAAGUCAACAGAUCUCAAUCCAGGAGAUGGCUACUAUGAGAUGAAUAUCAGAGUGGGAACUGAAGAACAGAUAAAAUAAAAUAUCCCUUUUGCCCAAUUGAUUAAUGAUCCUAUUGUGAUUAAACAAAUGCAAGAAAUGGCACUUAGCUCUAUAAAUGAUAACUAUACGAGAUUAGUAUUUAACUUUAUAAAAAAUGGAGGGUAAUUAACUGAUAAAGAUAGUUGCUAAUUCAAGGCAUUUGAUUUGGAGAAAUUAUGGAAUCAGAGUGAGCAGAGAGGACUUCCCAAAUUCGACAGCCCAGUGAUACCUAACUUCGACAAUAUCAAACAAUACACGAGACUAACUAUAAUUUGUGAUGAUCCAAAAGUCGUGCAUCAGAUUAUUGUAAUAUUUAUUCCGAAAAUAUUAAUCUAGAAUUUAUCAUCAGGCGAAAAGAAGCAGUACGGUAUAAUAAACAGCUAUGAUUUGCUUGCAGUAAGGACUAGUGAAUCAGAGUAAUUAUUUGAGCAGAUCUGUACCAAAUCCGAUGUGGAUAUAAUCAGCAUUGAUCUGACUAAGAGACUCAGCUUUUUCAUUUCAAAGGUGCUAGUAAAAUAGGCUUUGCAGAGAGGCAUUUAAUUUGAAAUAUGCUAUGGUGCGGGGUGUUUUGAAGGAUCUUAAACUAACAGAAAGCAAUUUUUGCAGAAUGUAAUGCAGCUAGUUAAAGUCUCAAAGGGCAAAGGCAUUAUUCUGAGUUGCGAGGCGAAUAAUAGCAUUUAUCAAAGGACUCCAAUUGAUUGCAUCUAGAUGUAAGAAAUUAAUAUGAAUGAAUUUAUUAGGGCAUUGAUGUUUGGAAUGGGCUAGAGAGAAGCAUUGAUGACUAUGCAGUAAAACGCUUAAAUGGUGCUUAAGCACUCACAUAUGAGGAAAACUUAUAAAGGAGUAGCUGAGUUAGUUCUUAAAGAAAAUUAGAAUGAAGAAGAGGAAGAGAAGAUGUAGAUGUGA
Stylonychia lemnae is the source of this 1008-nucleotide messenger RNA. Lineage: Eukaryota; Ciliophora; Spirotrichea; Sporadotrichida; Oxytrichidae. The record is from the annotation of a GenBank genome assembly.